Messenger RNA from Geodia barretti, 1831 nucleotides. Lineage: Eukaryota; Metazoa; Porifera; Demospongiae; Tetractinellida; Geodiidae. The record is from the annotation of a GenBank genome assembly.
CAGUCAUCAUACAAACUCGAAAUAACCCGCUGUGGGUUUAUAAUACGCUCCCCACUGACCAACAGCUCGUUUUCUGACGGUGCACCACCAGUCAUGAAGUGCGUUCUUUACGUUGUGUUGCAGGCGUGUGCUCUCGCUCUUCUCUGCAACACUUUGCCGGACCAAGAAGGCGAUGGCUGUACGAGUGGGUUUAUGAGUGUGGACAGAAUGGAUGACUUGCUGCGCAAUGAUGGCUAUGUGAUAUCUGGUGAGAACUAUCAGGGAAUAUUUCCAGAAGUCGGCUUCACGUGCAGUGGUAGUAUUGAGGGCUGGGUGUUUGUAGCUGAGUGGGUAGGAUGGAAUGACAGAGAGUUUACAGAGCUACAGAUAUGGAGACCUACUGGAAAUGGAGUCUACACUAAAGUUGGAAACACUACAAUCAUAACUGACAGGAUCUACUCGGGGUUCUACGAGUAUCCUCUCUCCUCUCCCCUGGACUUCCAAGCUGGUGAUGUGUUUGGGUACUACCAACCCCAUUCUACCCGGAGUCAGUUGAGAUUGCGAUUUGAAAAUGGUGGACGAAGGAAAAAUCAACCUGGUUACUACUACAUUGGUUCGAGCUCAGCCAGUGACCUCUACCUACCUUGGGGGGCAAUGUCUACCAGACAUCAAACACUUGUUAAUGUCAUCACAAAUGCUACAGAUUGUGUGAGAGGGUUUGUGAGUGUGGAGAGAAUAAGACUACUUCUGGGUUUGGAUCGCACCAAUGGUAUGGAAUACAAGAGUCAACGUCAGCAGAUCUCACCAGAGAUAAAGAUCACAUGUAAUGGGCUAAUUACCAAAUGGAUCAUUGGAGCAGAUUGGAGUUCUAGUGUUAGUGCAUACCUCUAUCCUGAGAUUCAAGUCUGGAGAAAUGUUGGAAAUGAGACAUAUCGGAAAAUAAGUGGAACUUAUGUCUUUUUUCCUUUUAGGGCUAGUGUGAGAGCUAAUGGAAUUUAUGAGUACACAAAAUUUGCACCAAUACCAGUUGAAUCUGGGGAUAUUCUGGGAAUAUUUACACCCAAUCCUUCCAGACUUAAUCUCUGGUUUGAGAAUGACAACAGUGACAAUCCCAAAGUCUACUACCGUUAUACUGACAGUUCUGCCACAUCAUCUCCUUAUGAAGAGCUAGACAGACAGAAUAAUGACCCUUUACUGGGAACAGCAUCCUAUUACCCCCUUGUGUCUGUGGAGAUAGAGAGAUAUCCGACCUCAUCAGUCAUGGUACGUGUGUGCGCAGUGUCCACAUAUUAUGUUGAUGUUCACAUGAGACUCAUAACUUUGAUGAUUCUUCCCAGCUCCUCGCUGAUCUCCACAGCUACCAGCCCUCUCCCCACCUCUAGAGCUCCUAUACCUUCCACCGACCAGCCCUCCUCCUCCUCCUCCUCCUCUGGCCAGUCUUCAGCUGCCAUUGCUGCUGGUGUGGGUAGUGGAGUGGCUGUGGCUCUGGUUCUACUGAUAGUGGUCCUCAUCCUUGUCAUUCUGGUGGUGUUUCUCAUGAGAAGGAGACAGGACUCCAAACCACUGGAAAAUGUGGAACAUAAGGGUGAGAUUUCAGGUUCAGGACGUGCUAGUGCAGCAACAGAUCACGCACUAGGCGAGCUCUACGAGACUCCUCAGACGCAGGACGAGGGAGAGGCUGUGUACGAUGCACCUUCACCUGAGUAUGGCGGGGCCACUAAUGCCAGUACUACUUUUGCCAAGUUCGAUAACCCGCUCUACGAGGAUAACUGAACGUUUUGAUAUCGUUUUUUUCUUUCCUCUUUUGCACUAAUUUUACGGUGUUUUUUUGGUGAAAACUGUCACUUUUUGU